Molecule: messenger RNA, 1743 nt
Organism: Euleptes europaea (tarantolino)
Lineage: Eukaryota; Metazoa; Chordata; Lepidosauria; Squamata; Sphaerodactylidae
Gene: NT5E
Product: 5'-nucleotidase ecto
Exons: 9
Coding region: 1-1743 (580 amino acids)
Biological process (GO): AMP catabolic process
Cellular component (GO): plasma membrane
Molecular function (GO): 5'-nucleotidase activity; nucleotide binding; metal ion binding
Source: RefSeq, a predicted model, not a curated record
AUGGCGAGGCGGUGCGCCACGCGCCAAGGCGCGCCGAGGUCCCCCGGGGCGCUGCUGCUGCUGCUGCUGCCGCUGCUGCUGCUCCCCGCGGCCGCCUUCGAGCUCACGGUCCUGCACACCAACGACGUCCACGCCCGGGUGGAGCAGACCAGCGUGGACUCCGGCAAGUGCGUGCGGGGGCCGUGCUACGGCGGCGUGGCGCGCAGGGCCACCGCCGUCCGGCGGGUCCGCGACGACCCCGGCCGCCACGUGGUGCUCCUCGACGCCGGCGACCAGUACCAAGGCACCGUCUGGUUCAGCUUCUUCCGAGGCCGGGAGGUGGUGCGCUUCAUGGAGCUCCUCCGCUACGACGCGAUGGCAUUGGGAAACCAUGAAUUUGAUAACGGCGUGGAUGGAUUAUUGGACCCACUGCUUAAAAAUGCUAACUUUCCUAUAUUAAGUGCGAAUAUGAAAGCAAGCAAGCAAUUGGCAAAUAACAUUACACGGUAUUUUUUCCCUUAUACAAUAUUAAAUGUUAGCUCAGAAAGAGUGGGAAUUGUUGGCUAUACCACAAAGGAGACACCUGUUCUUUCAAAUCCAGGGCAGGAUUUGUUUUUUGAAGAUGAAAUUGAGGCAUUGCAAUUACAAGUGGACAAGCUUACUACUUUGGGAGUAAACAAAAUAAUUGCACUGGGUCACUCGGGUUUUACUGUGGACAAAAGCAUUGCUCAAAAAGUGAAAAAUGUGGAUGUCGUGGUUGGGGGGCAUACAAACACAUUUCUCUAUACAGGCGCUCCACCUUCAAAUGAUAUACCAGCUGGUAAUUACCCAUUCAUGGUGAAAUCUGAUCAUGGCCCUCAAGUACCUGUUGUGCAAGCUUAUGCUUUUGGAAAAUACCUUGGUUGUUUGAAUGUUAAAUUUGAUGAUCAAGGAAAUGUGAUCAGUGCAUCCGGAAACCCCAUCCUACUCAACAGUAGCAUCCCUGAAGAUGCAAAGGUGAAGGCCGAAGUUGACACUAUGAGGGUUGAGCUGAAUAAAUUUUUUUCCAAGGAGAUAGGGAAAACCAUUGUAUACCUGAACGGUACGAGUGAAGCAUGCCGUCUCCAAGAGUGCAACAUGGGAAAUAUGAUUUGUGAUGCUGUGGUUUACAAUAAUCUUAGACAUCCAGAUGAUAAUCAGUGGAAUCAUGUUUCGAUGUGCAUCACAAAUGGUGGUGGAAUACGGUCACCCAUUGACGAACGAAGCAAUAAUGGUACUAUUACUUUGGAAGAAUUGCUAUCUGUAUUGCCCUUUGGAGGCACUUUUGAUUUGCUACAGAUCAAAGGUUCAGCUCUGAAAGAAGCGUUUGAGCACAGUGUUCAUAGACAUGGGGAACGAACAGGCGAGCUGCUACAGGUUUCAGGCAUACAUGUGGUAUAUGACCUCUCCCAAAGACCAGGAAGCAGAGUGGUCAGUCUAGAGGUUCUUUGUACAGAGUGUAGAGUACCGGUCUACGAGCCACUCCAGAUGGAAAAAACAUACAAAGUCCUUUUGCCUUCUUUCCUCGCCGGGGGAGGAGAUGGAUAUUAUAUGCUAAAAGGAAGCUCAAGUAACCAUAGCAGUGGUGACCUUGACAUUGCGGUUGUUUCCAACUAUAUUACUAGAAUGGGAAAGAUAUUUCCAGGAGUUGAAGGUCGUGUGAAGUUUUCUGCUGGAAUUAUAUUCCAAGGACAACAUAGUUUUGUUUUUGGAUUAUUUGUUAUACUUUUAUGCUUCAUUCUUUAA